UUUACCUGAGUCUCCACUGGAACUCUUCUUAGCAGCUCACCUCGUCCUGACCCAGCCCCCGCGGAGAGCGGCGCCAGCCCGAGCGCUGCCUCGUACUCGGCGUCCGCCGAAGUCGGAACGCCUUUCAGCGUCUCCCCGCGACUCGGCAAGGAUCGCGUCCGGGCUGCCGUCGCCUCGUCGCCAUGGCGCCCACCAUCCAGACCCAGGCCCAGCGGGAGGAUGGCCACAGGCCCAAUUCCCACCGGACUCUGCCUGAGAGGUCUGGAGUGGUCUGCCGAGUCAAGUACUGCAAUAGCCUCCCUGACAUCCCCUUCGACCCCAAGUUCAUCACCUACCCCUUCGACCAGAACAGGUUCGUCCAGUACAAGGCGACCUCCUUGGAGAAACAGCACAAACAUGACCUCCUGACUGAGCCAGACCUGGGGGUCACCAUCGACCUCAUCAACCCUGAUACCUACCGCAUUGACCCCAACGUACUCCUAGAUCCGGCUGAUGAGAAGCUUUUGGAAGAGGAGAUUCAGGCCCCCACCAGCUCUAAGAGAUCCCAGCAGCACGCAAAGGUGGUGCCAUGGAUGCGGAAGACAGAGUACAUCUCAACCGAGUUCAACCGUUACGGCAUCUCCAAUGAGAAGCCUGAGGUCAAGAUUGGAGUUUCUGUGAAGCAGCAGUUCACUGAGGAAGAAAUCUACAAAGACAGGGACAGCCAGAUCACAGCCAUUGAGAAGACUUUUGAGGAUGCCCAGAAAUCGAUCUCCCAGCAUUACAGCAAGCCCCGGGUGACGCCAGUGGAGGUCAUGCCUGUCUUCCCAGAUUUUAAGAUGUGGAUCAACCCAUGUGCUCAGGUAAUCUUUGACUCAGACCCAGCCCCCAAGGACACAAGUGGUGCAGCUGCGUUGGAGAUGAUGUCUCAGGCCAUGAUCAGAGGCAUGAUGGAUGAGGAAGGGAACCAGUUUGUGGCCUACUUCCUGCCUGUGGAAGAGACGCUGAAGAAGCGAAAGCGGGACCAGGAAGAGGAGAUGGACUAUGCACCGGAUGAUGUGUAUGACUACAAGAUUGCUCGCGAGUACAACUGGAACGUGAAGAACAAGGCUAGCAAGGGCUACGAGGAAAACUACUUUUUCAUCUUCCGAGAGGGCGAUGGCGUCUACUACAAUGAACUGGAGACUAGGGUCCGCCUGAGUAAGCGCCGGGCCAAAGCUGGGGUCCAGUCAGGUACCAAUGCCCUGCUUGUGGUCAAACAUCGGGACAUGAACGAGAAGGAACUGGAAGCCCAGGAGGCACGGAAGGCCCAGCUGGAGAACCACGAACCCGAGGAGGAAGAGGAAGAGGAAAUGGAAACAGAAGAGAAAGAAGCUGGGGGCUCAGAUGAGGAGCGAGAGAAGGACAGCAGCAGCGAGAAGGAAGGCAGUGAGGACGAGCGCUCAGGCAGUGAGAGUGAACGGGAGGAAGGUGACAGGGACGAGGCGAGUGACAAGAGUGGGAGCGGUGAGGAUGAGAGCAGUGAGGAUGAGGCCCGGGCUGCCCGGGACAAAGAGGAGAUCUUCGGCAGUGACGCGGAUUCGGAGGACGACGCUGACUCUGAUGAGGAGGACAGAGGCCGGGCCCAUGGCAGUGACGAUUCAGACAGCGGCAGUGAUGGCGGUGGCCAGCGCAGCCGCAGCGCCAGUCCCUUCCCCAGUGGCAGUGAGCACUCAGCCCAGGAUGGCAGUGAAGCUGCAGCUUCUGAUUCCAGUGAAGCCGACAGUGACAGUGACUGAGUCCCAGGGCCUUCAGGACUGGCACAGACACGAUGAUGACGUGCAGGAAGGCGCUUUUCCAGUGUUCUAUUUGCAGGCCCCUCGCUUUGUCUGUUCCCUUCCCCUCCUCCAAACCUUCGCUGUUAAUAAAGCCGACUUCUCUCUA
This is a messenger RNA of Equus caballus (horse), 1902 nucleotides long. It is a transcript of the gene PAF1, whose product is annotated as PAF1 homolog, Paf1/RNA polymerase II complex component. Lineage: Eukaryota; Metazoa; Chordata; Mammalia; Perissodactyla; Equidae. Gene Ontology annotation, biological process: transcription elongation by RNA polymerase II. Gene Ontology annotation, cellular component: Cdc73/Paf1 complex. Gene Ontology annotation, molecular function: RNA polymerase II complex binding; chromatin binding. The record is from RefSeq and is a predicted model, not a curated record.